Molecule: messenger RNA, 855 nt
Organism: Brassica oleracea var. oleracea
Lineage: Eukaryota; Viridiplantae; Streptophyta; Magnoliopsida; Brassicales; Brassicaceae
Product: eukaryotic translation initiation factor 3 subunit G
Cellular component (GO): cytoplasm; eukaryotic translation initiation factor 3 complex
Molecular function (GO): translation initiation factor activity; RNA binding
Source: RefSeq, a predicted model, not a curated record
GAAAGCUGCGAUGGCUGCGAUGAUGCAGAGAACUAACAAUUUUCAAUGGGGAGAUAUCGGCGAGGACGACGACCUUGAUAUCCUGCUUCCGCCUAGGGAAGUGAUCGGACCUGACGAGAACGGUGUAAAGAAGGUGAUCGAGUACAGGCUCAACGAAGAGGAGAAAAUAAUCAAAGUCACUACGACGACACGUGUCGAGAAGCGAUUGCUCAGCCAGCGAGCCGCAGAGCGACGGACUGGUCUUUAUCUAACCGUGCGUUCGACAGAGGAUAUCCACUUGGAACGACUUCAACCUCAAGGUAGUCAAGCGGAAGAAGCAACGACAUCAGGAGAUUCAAUCUGCAGGGUAUGCCGUAUGAGAGGUGACCACUGGACAGCACGAUGCCCUCAGAGGGAUCUCUUGUCGUUAAUGGAAACUCGUCUAACAACAGAAGCUUCUACAUCUACUGAAGCUUACGUUCCACCGAGCAGGAGAACAGGUGCAUCAGAUUCAGACAUGAGGAGUAGGAGGAACGACGAGAACUCUGUACGUGUGACUAACUUGUCUGAGGACACCCGCGAACAGGAUUUGAUGGAGUUGUUCCAUCCGUUCGGCGCUGUAACCCGAGCCUACGUGGCCUUUGACAAGAACACAAACGUGAGCAGAGGAUUUGGGUUUGUCAAUUUCGUAAGCAGGGAAGAUGCACAGCGAGCAAUCAGCACACUGAAUGGUUAUGGUUAUGAUAACCUCAUCCUCAGAGUUGAAUGGGCCACUCCGAGGCCCGGUUAGAUCCAUUUAUCUCUUGUUUAAAUUAUUUUCUGUAAGAACUAAAGAUGAUUAAUGCAAUAUGUGUGUAUGCUUCGUAUAUUAUUAAA